Molecule: messenger RNA, 1035 nt
Organism: Vidua macroura (Pin-tailed whydah)
Lineage: Eukaryota; Metazoa; Chordata; Aves; Passeriformes; Viduidae
Product: proline-rich protein 2-like
Exons: 1
Coding region: 1-1035 (344 amino acids)
Source: RefSeq, a predicted model, not a curated record
AUGGGAGUCCCGGGAGAAAGAGCCCCACCGGUGGCGCGUCCCGGCGGAUUACGGGCAGCGCGCUCCACGCGCGAUCCGGCAGGAAGGGGAUGCGGAACCCGCAGCUCCGCGCGUCGCCCCGGCCGCGUGUCCGGCGGCCGCGGGGACGCUCCGCGCCGCGCCCCGCGCGCAGAUAACCGCGCGGGCACCUGCGCGCCCCGCGCCCAUUGGGCGGCCGCCGCCCCGCGCCGCCAACACCGCCCAAUCGGCGGGCGGCGCGCGCCUCCACCCCGAUACGUCACGGCCGGGCCGAGCCGUGGGAGCGCGCGGGGCUGCACGUGGCCGCGCCGCGCCCGACGGGACCCCCGGCCCCACCGCGGGGUCCGCCCGGCCAGCCCGGCCCCACCGCGGGGUCCGCCCGGCCCCACCGCGGGGUCCGACCGGCCCCACCGCGGGGUCCGACCGGCCCCACCGCGGGGUCCGACCGGCCAGCCCGGCCCCACCGCGGGGUCCGACCGGCCAGCUCGGCCCCACCGCGGGGUCCGCCGCUGGGUCCGCCAGCCAGCCCGGCCCCACCGCCGGGUCCGCCAGUCCGCCCGGCCCCACCGCGGGGUCCAACCGGCCCCACCGCGGGGUCCGACCGGCCCCACCGCGGAGUCCGACCGGCCCCACCGCGGGGUCCGACCGGCCAGCCCGGCCCCACCGCGGGGUCCGACCGGCCCCACCGCGGGGUCCAACCGGCCAGCCCGACCCCACCGCGGGGUCCAACCGGCCCCACCGCGGGGUCCAACCGGCCCCACCGCGGGGUCCGACCGGCCAGCCCGGCCCCACCGCGGGGUCCGCCAGCCCGCCCGGCCCCGCCCCGCCGGCCGCUCUACCCCCGCCGGCCGCCAGUGGCUACAUCCGGAGGCGGCGGCGCCCCCCCACUCGCAGCGUCGGGCCCCUCCCGCCGGCGCCUCAUCGAACAGCCAGGCAAUGAGCGCCGGGCCCCGGCGGCCGUGCUGCCCCGGAGCACUGAGGGGUAAUGCCCGCCCCGAUCGCUAUUCUGUUGGGUAA